Camelina sativa (false flax) is the source of this 438-nucleotide messenger RNA. The record is from RefSeq and is a predicted model, not a curated record. Lineage: Eukaryota; Viridiplantae; Streptophyta; Magnoliopsida; Brassicales; Brassicaceae.
ACAUUGCUUUACGACAACCUCAGAUCCCGGAACUUACGUCCAUUCUUGGAUUGCAAGAACAUGAAGCCCGGAGACAAGCUUUUUGAUCAUAUCAACAGCGCCAUUCUCACUUCUAAAGUGGCCGUAACCGUUUUCUCUCCCAACUACUGCGACUCUUAUUUUUGUCUCCACGAGCUUGCUCUUAUAAUGGAGUCUAGGAAGAGAGUCAUACCAAUAUUUUGCGACAUCAAACCUUCACAACUUGAUGUUACGAUCGAGAGGCUGACAUGUUCUGAUGAUGAAAUCCAUAGGUUUCGACGGGCUCUCCAAGAAGCUAAAGAUAUCGUUGGACUCACGUUCGAUUCCUACAGAGGGAAUUUGUCGGAGGUUGUUACAAUUGCAUCGGAUGUUAUCGUCGAGAGGUUGGUCGAGUUAGAGGCUGAAGAUGGAAAUUUUUAG